Messenger RNA from Ochotona princeps (American pika), 2602 nucleotides. RefSeq names its product zinc finger protein 319 (gene ZNF319). The coding region runs from base 366 to 2099 and encodes 577 amino acids. NCBI's taxonomy places the organism in Eukaryota, Metazoa, Chordata, Mammalia, Lagomorpha, Ochotonidae. The transcript has 2 exons. The record is from RefSeq and is a predicted model, not a curated record.
GCUACGCGAGGUCGGGGAUUGGUAGAGCUCCUAGGCCGCGCCGCCGCUGAUGGAGCCGGAAUAAAGAGGCGGCCGAGAGAGCAGCUGGUCGCCGCCCGCCCCGCGCCCGGCCCCCACCCCCCUUCGGCGGCCUGGAGCAGAACCCAUCCCUGGGGAAGGCAGAGAAGAGCAGCCCAGCCUGCUGUGUAGACAGCAUUGUGUGUAGUGCUGUCUUCUCGGUCAAUGACUCAGGUUUCGGCCCAGACCCUCCUCUGUGCCUUGUCUGAGGUGCCUGUCUAAACCUGUUGUUCCUCUCCCUGGGCUGGGUCACUUCACGCAGGAAACUGAAGCCGUUACUCUCCAAAGCCCGCUUCAUCUUCCCAAGCAUGUCGGAAAGUUGGCAGCAGCCACCACAGACACAGCCCCAGCAGCCCCAGCCCCCGCAGCCCCAGCACCAUGCAGAGCCCCCGCCGGCCCUGGCUGAGCACACACUGCCCCCAGGCACGGCUGAGAACCCCCUGGGCUGUGCUGUGUAUGGCAUCCUCCUGCAGCCUGAUGCUGGCCUGCAGCCCUCCCAGCACGCACCGCUGCAGGCGGCAGGGGAGCCAGGCCCAAAGUGUGGGGUGUGUGGUCAUGACCUGGCACACCUGUCCAGCCCACACGAGCACCAGUGCCUGGCAGGCCAUGACCGUUCAUUCCAGUGUACACAGUGUCUCAAGCUCUUCCACCAGGCUACUGACCUGCUGGAACACCAGUGUGUGCAGGCCGAACAGAAGCCUUUCGUCUGCGGUGUGUGCAAGAUGGGUUUCUCGCUGCUCACCUCCCUGGCACAGCACCACAGCUCACACACAGGCCUGGUGAAAUGCUCCAUUUGUGAGAAGACCUACAAACAUGCUGAGACAGAGCCGGUGACCACGACGGCGCCUUCCCUUCCCUCAGCUCCCACAGCCUCUGUGGAGCAGGCCGAGAAGCCCUAUAGCUGCCCCAUCUGCCAGAAGCCCUUCAAGCACCUGUCAGAGCUGUCCCGCCACGAGCGGAUCCACACGGGUGAGAAGCCAUACAAGUGCACACUGUGUGACAAGAGCUUCAGCCAGUCCUCCCACCUGGUGCACCACAAGCGCACGCACAGCUCGGAGCGGCCCUACAAGUGUGCUGUGUGCGAGAAGACUUUUAAGCACCGCUCGCACCUUGUGCGCCACAUGUAUGCACACUCAGGCGAGCACCACCUGUUUCGCUGCAACGUAUGUGAGCUGCACUUCAAAGAGUCCUCGGAGCUGCUACAGCACCCAUGCACACCCAGUGGCGAGCGGCCCUUCCGCUGCGGCGAAUGCCAGAAGGCCUUCAAGCGGCCCUCGGACCUGCGGCAGCACGAACGCACGCACAGCGCUGAGAGGCCCUUCAAGUGCGACCUGUGCCCCAUGGGCUUCAAGCAGCAAUACGCACUCAUGCGGCACCGGCGCACACACAAGACAGAGGAGCCCUUCAAGUGCGGCCUGUGUGAGAAAGGCUUCGGGCAGCCCAGCCACCUGCUCUACCACCAGCAUGUGCACACACUCGAGACUCUGUUCAAAUGUCCCGUGUGCCAGAAGGGCUUCGACCAGUCGGCUGAGCUGCUGCGGCACAAGUGCCUGCCGGGUACAACUGAGCGGCCGUUUAAAUGCCCUGUGUGCAACAAGGCCUAUAAGCGGGCCUCGGCCCUGCAGAAGCACCAGCUGACACACUGCGCCGCCACAGAGAAACCCCUGCGCUGCACGUUGUGUGAGCGCCGCUUCUUCUCCUCCUCGGAGUUUGUGCAGCAUCGCUGUGACCCGGUGCGCGAGAAGCCACUCAAGUGCCCGGACUGUGAGAAGCGCUUCAAGUACGCCUCAGACCUGCAGCGGCACCGGCGCGUGCACACGGGGGAGAAGCCCUACAAGUGUCCCAACUGCGACAAGGCCUUCAAGCAGCGUGAGCACCUCAACAAGCACCAGGGCGUUCAUGCCCGGGAGCAACAGUUCAAGUGUGUGUGGUGCGGGGAGCGCUUUCUGGACGUGGCCCUGCUGCAGGAACACAGCGCGCAGCACAGUGCAGCCGCCGCAGCGGCAGAGGGCGCCUACCAGGUGGCUGCUUGCUUGCCUUGAGUGCGUGUGUGUGGACUUUCCUGCCUCACACUCAGCUACCUGUCCUCCCUCCCCAACCCUGCUCAAGGUUUGGAGUGAGGACAAAAAGUGGAGGGCUCCCGUGCUUAGCACUCCUGGCACCAGCUUGGCAGCAGUGCAGCCAGAGGGCUAUGGCCGCACCUGACUCCAUAACCCUCUAACCUCCCCAGGUUUUGCUUUGCCGAGAGUCACCAGCCUCCCUUGGUUCUGGGGCACCAGAGCCAGACUGGAUGGCAAGUGGGGCGAUACCAGCCCAGCCCUCCCAAGUCUUUUGAGCUAAUUAGCAAGCAGGAAAGUUGGUAAGAGGUGGCUCAUAGUUGGGCCCAAGGAGGCGGGCCUGCUUGUUACCCAGAGGCAGGCUUGGUGUAGGGCUUCCCCCCAGGUUGCUGGUAAGGGAGAUGGCCAGCUUUGCGACGGAGCCUAGAGACUGGGUAGCAGACUGUGGACCACAGCCUGCCUUCAGCCCCAGUAUAAGGGGUCAGGCG